GCACAUCACUCUCGGUCACACUGAUUGCAAUUUCAACAAAACGAAAAUUGGCAAAUAUUAAAAAAAUUUGCAUUUGAACAUUUUAUUUGCCCGUGGGCUAACUUUCGACCAUGCCCAUCUACGAGAGCGUGAUGCAGGAGAAGCCUCCCAUCGUCCUGGACAUCGGCACCGCCUACACAAAGCUUGGCUUCACGGCGGAGGCGAGUCCGCGGAAGAUCAUGCCCACCGAGGUGGUGCUGACCACAACAGGAAUCCGGAAGCGGCUAUUCGAUUACGACACGACAGAGGAGCUACACGACCAGCUCGUGGACUUUCUGCAGACCAUUUUCUUCAAGCACCUGCUGGUCAGCCCCAAGGAGCGCAAGUUCGUGGUAGUGGAGAACGUAUUCGGACCCACCGUGCUCCGGGAAACCCUGGCGCGCGUGCUCUUCCUCCAUUUCGAUGUCUCAUCGGUGCUGUUCGUGCCCGUACACCUAAUUGCGCUCUCCACGCUGGCCGUGCCCACCGCCGUGGUCGUGGACAUCGGCUACAGCGAAACCAGCGUGAUGCCCGUCUACAGCGGUGUACAGAUCAUGUCCGCCUUCAAGGAUCAGAGCUAUGGGGGCAGUGCCAUUCACGCGGAGAUCCGGCGCCAGCUUCUUGAGGCUGGCAUCAAGGAUGACCUGCUGACGGAGAGCGUACUGGAGGACAUUAAGGUGCGCACCUGCUUCGUGACCACUUUCGAGCGGUCGCAAGCUCGCAUCAAGGAUCAGGCGCCUCCGACACCUCCACCGGGCGUAGACUACAUUGUCAGCGACCACGAUGCGGUCAUCCAUGUGCCCGGCACUCUGCGCGAAACGGUCUACGAGAUUAUGUUUGAGCCCAGCAACGAACGCGAUAGCCUGCCGCAUCUCAUCCUGCGCUCCAUUCUCGACUGCACCCUGGACAUGCGCCGGGCGCUGGUCGAGAGCGUGCUCCUGGUGGGCGGCGGCUCCAUGGUCCAGGGCCUGCAGUCUCGCCUCCGCGACGAAAUGCAGCAUCUGCUCGCCGAGGAUUCAUUCUAUGCGAACCGCUUCCACGGCCAGCUGCAGUUCAAGUUCUUCAAUCCCAUUGGCAAGCAAAACUUCACCGCCUGGCUGGGCGGUGCUCUGUGCGGGGCCACUGAUCUCAUUCAGACCCGCUCCCUGGCCAAGGAGACGUAUUUGAAGAGCGAGCAUGUGCCCGACUGGAGCAACCUGUGCGACAAUCGGCCGACGGGUUCAUAGAGACGACGAGAGAAGGCUCUGAAUAUUUAUUUAAAAUGUGAUUUCCCAUAAGUCUAAAGUAAAAAUAGAUGCAUCAGUAUCUCA
Molecule: messenger RNA, 1328 nt
Organism: Drosophila kikkawai
Lineage: Eukaryota; Metazoa; Arthropoda; Insecta; Diptera; Drosophilidae
Gene: Arp10
Product: Actin-related protein 10
Biological process (GO): retrograde axonal transport of mitochondrion
Cellular component (GO): dynactin complex
Source: RefSeq, a predicted model, not a curated record